AUGCUAUCAUGCCAACUGCUGCCGAGCUCGGCUGGCUCUCACACGGCCCAUCUCCAGCUCUACCCAACUCAGCAUCACACUAGCCUCAGUGUCAUCAACCCUGAGGACGACUUCCACCAUCUUGUUCAAGCGCUUUCCGACGUGCUUGGGCCUUCUUCGGGCAUAAACUCAGAGGACGUCGACGAGAAUGACUUGAUUCGGCUCAUGCAACAGUAUACAUCCCAAGAGAAGCAAUGGCGUCACUACGCCUUUGCAGACUUAAGCCGGAACUACACACGCAACCUUGUGGACGAAGGGAACGGCAAGUCCAACUUGCUGAUUAUUGUGUGGAAUCCCGGACGAUGUAGUCCAAUCCACGACCAUGCAGAUGCGCAUUGUGUGAUGAAGAUCUUGAAAGGCAGUCUCAAGGAAACACUGUACGCCCUACCCCAAGGUGCGACUGAACUGGGCGCCUCGAACGCCUCGAGCGACGUGUCAACUCCACCACAAGUCGUCAAAGAGACCUUAUACUCUCAGAAUGAGGUCACGUAUAUAUCGGAUAAGAUUGGUCUUCACAGGAUCUCCAACCCGUCGAAUGACGAGGUGGCAGUAUCCCUCCACCUCUACACACCACCUCAUGCGGCCAAUUUCGGCUUCAACCUCUUCGACGAAAAGACAGGGAAGCCUACCCACAUCAAGCAAGCCGGCUUCUUCUCAGACCGAGGAAAGCCCAUCGAGAAGUGCCUCUUCGGGACUUUCUGA
Cladophialophora yegresii CBS 114405 is the source of this 741-nucleotide messenger RNA. Its product is annotated as cysteine dioxygenase. Gene Ontology annotation, biological process: L-cysteine catabolic process. Gene Ontology annotation, molecular function: ferrous iron binding; cysteine dioxygenase activity. The transcript has a single exon. Bases 1 to 741 code for a protein of 246 amino acids. Lineage: Eukaryota; Fungi; Ascomycota; Eurotiomycetes; Chaetothyriales; Herpotrichiellaceae. The record is from RefSeq and is a predicted model, not a curated record.